Actinia tenebrosa (Australian red waratah sea anemone) is the source of this 1256-nucleotide messenger RNA. RefSeq lists its product as uncharacterized. The record is from RefSeq and is a predicted model, not a curated record. NCBI's taxonomy places the organism in Eukaryota, Metazoa, Cnidaria, Anthozoa, Actiniaria, Actiniidae.
AUUAUUUCAUAAUAAUGGCAAUAAUUAUUGCAUGUGAUACAGCUGCGUGGGUCCCUAAUGAUUGGAUUAGACAUACGCAGUAGCUUGCUUAUCCCCCCCUCAAAGGCCCCACCUCAAAUCUUUAGGCCGACGCCCAAAAUUAGCUUAAGCUCAUUUUCCAAUAAAUUCUCCAAAUCAAAAACCCGUUUUUGCCAUAUUUGUCUUCUUUUGUUCUUAAUUCAUUCUUAAUACUUAACUAUUAAAGUGUUAAGGGUAAUAUUAGUACUACUUUCCAGCUAAUUAGUUAAUUAAUUAAUCCAAAAACAAUUUUCCUUUUGUCACCUUUGAACUGUAGUUGUUUUUUAAGGUGCACCUAUCGACGUCAGACGAAGCCUCGAAAUCUGAAUGACGUUCUAGCUAACACGAAAGUUACUAUGGUGCCAUGGAAAUUGGCUCGGUAGACGAUCAGUCGUUAUUUCGUCGAAGACUACGAAACGCCACUCCAAAGUCCUUGGAAUGCGACCUCCAAAUAGUUCCUCCUUCACAAUGCAGUGAAUGCGAACUCGAUCCUGAUGCUUUCAAAAACAAGCCAGAUAUAAAAGAAUGGGUUUGGAAGACGGCACUAAAGAUUUCUUGCCGACCUUGUUUGACAUUUUCUCCAUCAUUCCUCUUAUCACCAGUCUGUUUUUCGCCAUUUAUGGUCGACGAUGGGCUGGUAUCUCCAUUCUCUUGCACAAACCAACUGAUCACCACACCAAAGAAAACAACCGAGAUUUCUCCAUUUUCAUCGAGCGAGUCAAGUAGCUGUAAUAUCUUCACAUUUGAUGCAGUCGAUGUUGCUUGCGCCUCUUCAUCGAGUCCCAUAARCUCUAGCCGUAGACUUUGUGAUAUUCCCGAAGAUAGCGAACUCACAGCUUUUGAUAUAGAAAUACCAUCUAAUUCGAUUCAUAGUCAGAUAUUUCAGUAUCGCAAAGCCGAAAUUCCAUCCGUUCCUCCAAAAAGUCCAAGCAUUGCUAUUGCUACUCAAAGCAAGAAMAACUCCUUCCAGAACAAACAUCAAGUACAGCAGAAAGAACCCGAUAAUUCGAAAAGCAACCGACGGAUUUUUAACUCCGAUUCAAAUAAAAGCACUUGCCAAAAUAGCAGACAAAAAAAGCCUGGUACAACUCUUGUGAAAGGAUUUGAAGCGAAACGAAAAAGCGGUAAUUCAAUGUUCUUAUCAAUGGUUACUCGUUAAUACAACUUAUUAUCAUAUAAUUAUCCAUAAAAUACCUAUA